AUGGGUGGAAUUGGUUUGCCUUGCCCUCAGGUGCGGACGUGGCGGCGGCUGGGGCAGGUCCGGGAUGGCAUCGCCCGGCUGGAGGCCGAGAAGGGCCGCGUGGCCCAGGGGGUCCGCAGGAUCAUGGCCUCCCACGACAAAUCAUCAGCCAAGACGCUCCCGGAGUUGGCGGCGCUGAAGGAACGGGGCCGGAGCCUCCGGGGGCAGCUCCGGGCGCUUGAGGCCGAGGAGUCUGACCUGGAGCAGAGAUUUUACCUGGGGGCUCUGCAGCUGCCCAACAGAACCCACCCUGAUGUGGUGAGACCCCCAAAAACCUCCCCAAAAUCACCCCAAACCCAACAGAACCCACCCUGAUGUGGUGAGACCCCCAAAAACCUCCCCAAAAUCACCCCAAACCCACCCAACCCAACAGGACCCACCCUGAUGUGG
Messenger RNA from Parus major (Great Tit), 429 nucleotides. Its product is annotated as serine--tRNA ligase, mitochondrial-like. Bases 1 to 354 code for a protein of 117 amino acids. The transcript is spliced from 4 exons. The record is from RefSeq and is a predicted model, not a curated record. Lineage: Eukaryota; Metazoa; Chordata; Aves; Passeriformes; Paridae. Gene Ontology annotation, molecular function: nucleotide binding.